This is a messenger RNA of Tripterygium wilfordii, 2099 nucleotides long. RefSeq names its product protein RETICULATA-RELATED 1, chloroplastic-like. The transcript has 8 exons. Gene Ontology annotation, cellular component: chloroplast inner membrane. The record is from RefSeq and is a predicted model, not a curated record. Bases 151 to 1719 code for a protein of 522 amino acids. Gene Ontology annotation, biological process: plant organ development. Lineage: Eukaryota; Viridiplantae; Streptophyta; Magnoliopsida; Celastrales; Celastraceae.
CUGAGUCGAUGCGUUCGGAUUGGGUUGUUGUCUCCUAGUAAGCGGCUCUCCACCCAUCAAAACCCCCCAGUGCCUGCUUUCUUCUCUCUCUCUACUCUCUCUCUAAAAAAUUCUAUGUAGAGAGAGAAAGACAACUGAAUUUCAGAAAAUAUGUCUCACUUUGUCUUUCAAGCGGCGCAAAUUCCCACUACUGCGAAUACGUUGCAAUUGAGGCCGAGUUUGCCGCCGAUUCCUCAACUCUUUCCGCGUCAGCCGAUCGCCGUCAAGAACUGGAAGAGUCUGACAGUCUUCUGCUCGUUAUCACCAUCUCCAGCAGUAGACGGGGAGUCUGUGUCGGCCUUGGAACGGUGCUUUAGAGCGCCCGCUGCGCCGGUUGAAAAGGUUUCGGCUGGUGAAUGGGGUCCGGCUAUGAAGGGACAGUACGGUUCGCUUGGGGCUGUCACUCUCGAGAAAGGAAAGCUGGAUUUGUCUCAGAAGCAAACCCAGUCUAACCCUGAGCUUGCAACUGGGGGAGGUGGUGGAGAUAUUGGGAAGAAAAUUUUCCAUGGUGGUGGUGAUGGAGGCGAUGAUGGAGGUGAUGACGACGACUACUUUGAUGACUUUGAUGAUGGUGAUGAGGGAGAUGAGGGUGGACUAUUCAGGAGAAGGAAAUUUCUUGAAGAGCUUUUUGAUCGCAAGUUUGUAGAUGCUGUAUUGAAUGAGUGGCAAAAGACAAUGAUGGAUUUGCCUGCUGGGUUCCGACAAGCUUAUGAAAUGGGCUUGGUCAGUUCCGCUCAAAUGGUGAAGUUUCUUGCAAUAAAUGCCAGACCCACCACUGCUAGGUUAAUAUCUAGAUCUAUCCCUGAGGCAAUGUCUAGGGCAUUUAUUGGCAGGAUGAUUGCAGAUCCUGCUUUUCUAUAUAAGCUUCUGUUGGAGCAGGCUGCUACAAUUGGUUGCUCUGUUUGGUGGGAGCUUAAAAAUCGAAAGGAUAGGGUUAAACAAGAAUGGGAUCUCGCACUUAUCAAUGUGCUCACCGCGUCAGCAUGCAAUGCCAUUGUUGUUUGGUCACUUGCUCCAUGUCGUUCCUACGGAAACACAUUCUCUUUUGAUUUGCAGAAUACAUUGCAAAAACUACCAAAUAACAUAUUUGAGAAGAGUUAUCCGCUCAGAGAAUUUGAUCUACAAAAGAGAGUCCACUCUUUCUUUUACAAGGCUGCAGAGUUGUGUAUGGUUGGAUUAACGGCAGGAGCGGUACAAGGCUCUUUGUCAAAUUGGUUAGCCUGCAGAAAGAAGGAUAAGCUAUCAGUGACAGUCCCUAGUGUCAGUACUAAUGCACUGGGGUAUGGUGCUUUCCUUGGACUUUAUGCAAAUUUGAGAUACCAGCUGCUAUGCGGUUUUGAUAGAGCAAUGAUCAGCCAUUUUGAUGUUCUCGGGGUGGCACUAUUUUUAAGUACUUCUUUGAGGAUUCUAAAUGUUCAAUUAGGAGAGACAUCAAGACGGGCUUGGUUAGGGCUGGAGGCAGACCCUCUGGUUCAUUCCGAUAACCUUUUGAAGGCUUAUAACCGACCCUCUGCAGAUGUUGCUGGAUCUUCUCCAAAAUGGUUAAUAUCGAAGAAUGCCAUUAUUUCUGGUCUUGGUCUCCUUGGCAUCAAGCAAGGAAAUGUUGGUGUUGAUGACGAAGCACAAGCUCCAAAGGCUCGAAGAAAGAGGAUUGUCCGGAAAAAGGUGACUGCCAGUUAAACAUAGUUUAGUUCAUGGUCACCUGCUCUGUCCAAUUUUGCUUGCAGACCAAAAUAGCCUCCACAACCCGCAUAAUCAAAGCCCUAAGUAAGUAGGAACAGAGGUAAUCAGAACUACAUUGUCUAUUUGUCUCUGGCAACCCUUAACCAGGACAGGAUUUAAUCGUGGGUACUAGGUGUUAUAAUUGUUAGGUGAAAGAGUAAUUUUUGGCGGGAUUUUUGGAUUACUCGACUCUUUUUGUUCUAAAAUACUAUUCUGAUUUCUGAAUCUCUGAUGGAUAAUAUGCUGCAUCCGAACUUGAUCUGUCAUUUUCAUUUCCUCCACAGUGAAUUGGAGGAUUCUUCUGUUAUUUCUUAAUAAAGGCAUUUUCUUUAGAAGGA